Molecule: messenger RNA, 1100 nt
Organism: Carya illinoinensis
Lineage: Eukaryota; Viridiplantae; Streptophyta; Magnoliopsida; Fagales; Juglandaceae
Product: glutamate formimidoyltransferase-like
Exons: 3
Coding region: 129-1082 (317 amino acids)
Molecular function (GO): folic acid binding; transferase activity
Source: RefSeq, a predicted model, not a curated record
UAAAUAUUAUCUCAAUAUAUGGCUUUUAAUGUCAUCCCUAUUCUCCUACAUCUACCCUCUUUAGUUCUCGUGAGAGGAAAAAAAAAAGUAGGAGCAGCAACAAGGGUCAAGCAGAGCAGAGGAAACGAAUGGAUUUGGACCCAAGUUUCAAGGACAAGAAGAAAACCAUAGACCAAUCCUCGCUACUAUGCUGCAAGCUGUUUAUCUCAGAAUCACGAAACCAUGCUGCCCUUGAUGCCAUCGAGCGAGCUGGGAGGCUUGACCCAGAAACUGUCAUAGUGAACAAAUUCCCUGAUCGAGCUUAUAACAGGGUCAGGUACACCCUGGUUUCAUAUGUGAUGCAUGACAUCACUGGGAGUGCCAUCUACAGCCCAUUGCAGCAAACUAUCCUAGCCAUGGCAGAGGCUGCUUUUGGAACCAUUGACCUUGAGACCCAUUCCGGGGCUCACCCCCGCCUUGGUGUCGUGGAUGACAUCCUUCUCCAUCCAUUGGCCAGGGCAUCAAUGGAUGAAGCAGCUUGGCUUGCUAGGGCAGUGGCAGCAGACAUUGGCAAUAGAUUCCAAGUCCCAGUAUAUUUGUAUGCUGCAGCACACCCGACAGGCAAGGCUCUGGACACCAUCAGACGAGAGCUUGGAUUUUACCGGCCCAACUUCAUGGGCAACCAGUGGGCAGGAUGGACCACGCCUGAAAUACUUUCAGAGAAGCCUGAUGAAGGUCCAACAAUGGUUUCUCAAGCAAGAGGCAUCACAAUGAUUGGGGCACGCCCAUGGGUGGCAUUGUACAACAUACCCAUCAUGUCCACAGAUGUUUCAGCUGCUCGAAGGAUUGCUCGCAUGGUGAGUGCUCGAGGAGGCGGCCUCCCAACGGUGCAAACACUGGGCUUGGUUCAUGGUGAGGACUCAACCGAGAUAGCUUGCAUGCUCUUAGAGCCAAAUCAAAUUGGGGCAGACCGGGUCCAGAACCAGGUUGAGAUGUUAGCAGCUGAAGAAGGAUUAGAUGUUGAAAAGGGAUAUUUUACUGAUUCUUCACCGGAGAUGAUUGUUGACAAAUACAUGAAUUUAAUCUCGGCUGAAAGAGACUAAUAAAAGACUGUUGAUCUA